AAUCGCACCCAGCACCCCAGCCUCUUCUUUUCCACUGUAAACAAGAAGGAACGCCGGCACCGGAAGGAAGAAGAAAGAAGAGGAAAGAAAAAGAAGAAAGCUCUGCUCCACCAGGUCCAGCCUCUUCUUCUCGACUGCAUCUGCUCCACGAACGGUUCACCAUGAACACCCUCUCAUCAUUCACAGCUCUCGACUCCAAUCCACUCUCCAAGCCUCGCUCUUUGGGGCCCCACCACCACGAGCCCAUUCACCUCCAGCGUCCCAGAAAUGUUGUGGUAUGCUCGGUGAAGCCCUCAGUUGCCCCUCCCUCAUCUCUACGUGUGUCUGGGUCCCCCAACCAGGGGCUAAGUCGAAUUGAGUCUCUAACCCAGGUCUCAGGCGUGUUGGGCUGCCAGUGGGGAGAUGAAGGUAAAGGCAAACUUGUCGACAUCUUGGCCCAACACUUUGACAUCGUUGCUCGUUGUCAGGGUGGAGCUAAUGCUGGACACACCAUUUACAAUGCAGAGGGAAAGAAGUUUGCACUUCACCUUGUUCCCUCAGGUAUCCUUAAUGAAGAGACUCUUUGUGUUAUUGGGAAUGGAGUUGUGGUGCAUCUACCAGGUCUCUUUAGGGAGAUUGAUGGCCUUGAAUCUAAUGGAGUCUCCUGCAAGGGAAGGAUAUUGGUCUCUGAUCGUGCUCACCUCUUAUUCGAUUUCCACCAAGUAGUGGAUGGGCUUCGAGAAUAUGAGCUUGCUAAAUCUUUCAUUGGCACUACCAAGAGAGGUAUUGGACCUUGUUACUCUAACAAGGUUAUCCGAAAUGGCAUUCGAGUCAGUGACUUGAGGCACAUGGAUACUUUCCCUCAGAAGCUAGAUCUUCUAUUAUCAGAUGCUGCAUCGAGAUUCCAAGGCUUUGACUAUGGUCCUCAUGUGCUCAAAGAAGAAGUUGAGAAGUACAAGCGAUUUGCUGAGAGAUUGGAACCCUUCAUUGCUGAUACUGUGUUUGUCGUGAAUGAAGCCAUCUCCGAGAAGAAAAAGAUUUUGGUCGAAGGGGGUCAGGCAACAAUGUUGGAUAUUGACUUUGGAACUUACCCCUUUGUAACAUCCUCUACUCCUUCAGCCGGUGGAAUUUGCACUGGUCUUGGCAUUGCUCCCAGAGUUCUAGGCAAUCUGGUUGGAGUGGUGAAAGCAUACACUACAAGAGUUGGUUCUGGUCCUUUUCCCACAGAAAUCUUGGAUAAAGGGGGUGAUCUCCUUAGGUUUGCUGGUCAGGAGUUUGGCACAACUACUGGUCGCCCUCGUCGUUGCGGUUGGCUUGAUAUAGCAGCACUGAAAUACUGCUGUCAGAUUAAUGGCUUUUCUUCUCUCAAUCUCACCAAACUUGACGUUUUGUCGGAUCUUCCUGAAAUUCAGUUGGGUGUUGCCUACAAACAAAUUGAUGGUACACCAAUCAAAUCAUUCCCUGCAGACCUUCGUGAUCUUGAGCAGUUAAAGGUGGAAUAUGAAGUAUUGCCUGGAUGGAAGUCUGAUAUAUCUUCUGUCAGAAACUAUUCUGACCUUCCAAAGGCUGCACGCCAGUAUGUGGAAAGGAUAGAAGAACUUGUUGGCAUACCCGUCCACUACAUUGGUGUGGGGCCUGGACGCGAUGCACUCAUUUACAAAUAAUCAUCACAAUAUUUAUUUCCUUUAGAUUCCAGAUGAUGUUCAAACUAUCAGAAGUAAUACAGAACUUCUGGUGCUGGAGGAAUUUAUUCCCUUUUAUGUCAGAAGCUUUUUUUUGGAAUAGAAUUAAUUGUUCAUGGUUAUGAACAUGAUGCAACGCAUUCUCCACCCGGUGAGGCCACAUGAAGUCUAUGUUGUGUUUAGUGGCUGGGAUAAUAUUUUUUUUCAGUAACCUUAGGUUAGGCAUGGUAGCAACUCUCCGCAGACUUGCUGUAGCUCGACUGAAGGAUCUGUCAAAGAUGUACUUGACACUCAAAUCGAGCUGUGGAAGUGAAUGAAAUGUGGCGACUCUUAAAAGAAAGAUGAAGAUGAGAGCAGAAAUGAGAGAAGCCACAGAGACAGUAACUGUCCGAGAAGCAGUAGCAAGGGGCAUGCUAUGCUGUCGCGGAUGACAACCGUCGCUAGUCCUACCUACUUACUCAUCAAGAAAAAGAGAAUAUGAGAGCUGCCAUGCCAUUCAAGAGGAGAAGAAAAUGGUCUAAGAGAUGUAGUUGAAGAAUUUUUACACAUUUCUUGAUAUGGCAGGGUCAAGCGUUGGAUCAAGGAUGGAUGAAACAGAUCGUUAUCUUGUCCAUUGUCCAGAGAAGCUGACGCAGCACAAGCACAAAGGUUUCAAGCGAAACCUUGAGUAACAAUAAAACUGGAUUCCACCAGAAAAUUAAGAGAAGCUCUCUUGGAAUAAUGUUAUUAAAAACUGAGUUGCCAGAAACAUUAGACAAACCUGUCUAAAUACACAAUUCUCAAC
Molecule: messenger RNA, 2445 nt
Organism: Prunus persica (peach)
Lineage: Eukaryota; Viridiplantae; Streptophyta; Magnoliopsida; Rosales; Rosaceae
Product: adenylosuccinate synthetase 2, chloroplastic
Exons: 6
Coding region: 162-1643 (493 amino acids)
Biological process (GO): 'de novo' AMP biosynthetic process; IMP metabolic process
Cellular component (GO): cytoplasm
Molecular function (GO): GTP binding; adenylosuccinate synthase activity
Source: RefSeq, a predicted model, not a curated record